AUAUGCCACCCUUGUGGAAGAGUUUAUUCCUUUCCUCUUCAGGGAUCAAAGAAACAAUUGUAUUCAAAUCCAUACUUGCGUCGUGAAGAUAAAGGUUAUGAACACUUCAGUUUCUGCAUUUGCUUUUUCAACACUGGAAUCUUCACUGAGUUCUACAAACAAGAAUCACUCUAGCAAUGACGAGUCCCGUAUACUGAGCCAGCUUUCCGAUCUUUUGCCUGUAGCAAGUGACAACUCUAUUGCUGUAAAUUCAUCCGCUAAGCAAUUGGAUAUCAGGGCUGUGGACGAUUUUUUGCCACCUGAAGAUAAACUGCGUGGUGUUUUCCUGCAGAAAUUCAACAGCAAAAGUGCAAUUUAUCACGCGUUGAGUGGCGUCGGCAUAGAACUGAACACCGAUAUUUUUGCAAAAGUAGUGAAUGGAGGGAACUUAUGUGGGGAAUCGAUGGUUGUGUUUUUUAAUUGGGCAAUUGAGCAGCGGAAUUUUUCGAAGGGCAUUGAUUCUUACCAUAUAGCACUUAAAGCAUUAGGUAGGAGGAAAUUCUUUGUGCAUAUGAUGGAAAUACUGAAAGAUAUGAGGGAUAAAGGAAUGAACCCCAAUCCAGAAACCCUGUUUAUUAUUAUGGAUAGUUAUGUUCGAGCUCGCCAGGUUUCUAAAGCAACUAAAGUCUUUGGAGAACUGGAGAAGUAUGGCUUACAAUGCAAUGAGGAAACAUUGCGUGUUUCCUUAAAAUGUUUGUCUCAGCGUUCAUAUGUAGGCGCUGCAUGGUCAUUGUUCAAUAAGAUGAGAGAUAAGAUACAGCGUGAUUGCAUAAUGUAUAACACUAUCUUAGGUGGGUGGUCAAAGUUUGGUCGAGUUACUGAAGUUGAGAAAAUUUUGAAGGUGAUGGUGGAUGAUGGGAUUGAACCCGACUCUGCUACUUAUAGUUAUCUUAUUGAGAGCUUUGGGCGAGCUGGUAGAGUUGAUGAUGCUGUUAAGAUUUUUAAGUACCUGGAGGAGAAGGGGAAUCUGCUGAGUGCUGAGGUUUACAAUGCCAUGAUUUUUAGUUAUAUUGCCAAUGGCGAUAUUGAUGGGGCCUUGAAAUACUAUGAAGAGAUGCUGAAUAAUUGUUUUGAGCCAAACGUGGAUACUUACAAUAGAAUUAUAUUGUAUUUUCUCAAAUAUAGAAGAGUUUCAGAUGCUAUUGAAAUGUUAGAUGAGAUGCUAGGUCGAGGUAUAAUUCCUUCAGUGGGAACUGUGACUGAAUUCCUCAAGCCCUUGUGCAGCUAUGGUCCGCCACAUGCUGCAUUAGUGAUUUAUAAGAAGGCAAGAAAAGCAGGAUGUGGAAUAUCGUUGGCUGCCUAUAAGCUGUUGCUAAUGAGGUUAUCUAGGUUUGGCAAGUUUGGAAUGCUGCUAAAUAUAUGGGAUGAAAUGCAGGAAAGUGGUCAUUCUUCUGAUAUGCAGGUUUAUGAGUAUAUCAUAAACGGUCUCUGCAACACAGGGAAGCUUGAAACUGCUGUCCUAGUUAUGGAGGAAUGUAUUAAUAAAGGGUUUUUCCCCAGCAAGAUCAUUUGCAGUAAACUUAAUAACAAGUUGAUGGAUUCAAACAAAGUCGAGAUUGCAUACAAGCUCUUUCUAAAGUUAAGGAAUGCCCGCACAAAUGAAAAUGCACAAAGAUACUGGAGAGCCAAAGGAUGGCAUUUUUAAGCUCUGUGGUCUAUUAUAGUUCGAUGGUGGCAGAUCUCCUGUCACUUUUGUCUUCCGGAUACGUUGUUCAAUGGAAAAAAAGGAGCAUCUG
This is a messenger RNA of Sesamum indicum (sesame), 1775 nucleotides long. NCBI's taxonomy places the organism in Eukaryota, Viridiplantae, Streptophyta, Magnoliopsida, Lamiales, Pedaliaceae. The record is from RefSeq and is a predicted model, not a curated record.